UUCAUUCUGUAGGACAGUUUAAAAGUUUUUGUGACGAGUUUUGUAAGAAGCUAUGAGUUAGUUGUUUAUUUGUGCUCAUGUUAAUUUCGUUUAAAAUAUUCCAAAUAAUAUGAAUGCUCAAGAAAUUUUAAUGGACGUGGACGAUACUAAAUCAAGCAACUCUGAUUCUACUGAAGAUGGCGAUAGUUCCGAAGAGCAGGAGCUGGUAGAAAAAGCCAAAGAACUUCAAGCCAAAUUGUCAGAGAAUAAUUAUCUUUACAAUGUUCAUAUUGAAUUAAUAGAUAUUUAUAGGAAGCUGGGAGACCUAGCUUUGCUUAGAGUAUCAUAUGAACAGUUUUAUGAAUGUUAUCCUCUGACUCCAACAUUAUGGCUUGAUUGGAUUAAAGACGAAAUUAAAAUAGCUAGUACACCAGAUCAGAAGAUGGAAAUAUUUAAAUUAUUUGAUAAAGCUACAGAAGAUUAUUUGUCUGUAGAUUUGUGGAUUGAAUAUGCCCAAUUUUCAAUUGGAGUAAGUGACUUAAACACUACAAGAUCUAUUUUUGAGAGAGGUCUUACAGCAGCUGGCUUAGUGUGUGACAAGGGUUCAUUACUGUGGGAUACAUUAAGAGAGCUUGAGCAUGCCCAUAUUGGAUUACACCUUGAAGGCUCUGAGGCUUGGAAAAUGCAAGUUUUAAAAUUGGCUGAUGUCUUCAAGAGACAGUUGUCCGUACCAUUACUGUGCAUGGAAAAUACAUAUAUGGAGUGGCAAGAAUGGUGCAAGACCUUACCAACGGGAUUAAUUGACCCAAAUCCUGUUGAAUAUGGUUAUAAAAAGGCCAAAAAUCUCUUAGAAACAUAUAAACCUUUUGAAGAUGGCAUCUCAUCAUGUGACACAUCUGAGAGUCUCUUUAAAUUGUAUAAAGAAUACAUAAAAGCAGUUACAGAUCCUUCAACUGUGAUUUGUUUAUAUGAAAGAGCAGCACUUCAGCUUUGUCUGAAUGCAGACUUUUGGUUUGAAUAUUGCAUGUUUUCACUGAAGCUGGGUGAUUUGGCCUAUAAAGUUAGUGCUAAAGCACUAAGAAAUUGUCCAUGGAGCGAGGACCUCUGGAUUACUAGGAUGAGAGUUUUGGAAUCCAUUAAGGAGACUGAUGAUAAUGUAAUGAACUGUUUUGAACAAGGACUCUCCAGUAUCGCACCGUCACCUGGAUUGAACCUUUGGCUUGCAUAUUUGGAAUAUGUUCAUAGAGUUGUAGGGUCACCAGAGAAACUUGAUAAACUUUUUCAUCAAUCAAUAGAACAGCUCGGUUUCCACAAUGACCCAUCAUGUAAAGUCAGAAAAUGGUUUGGCAGAAUUUUAGCACAUAGAGGUGAUAUAAAAGCUGCCCGAAAGAUUUGGGGUAGCAUUAUGUCCAAACCAGAAAAUAAAGGUUCCGCAUUGUUAUGGUUAGAAUACACACAAAUUGAGCGUCAGUAUGGUGAACAGCAUGUGCUCAGACAGCUAUUUCAGAAAGCACUGAACUCCACUAAAGACUGGCCGCAGUACAUCAUGGAUGAAUGGCUUUUAUAUGAAAGACAUUUUGGAACCCUGGAGGAGGUUUUAAAUUGUGUACAAAAGUGCAGGGAGGUUAAUAUUGCAGUUCUCGAUAUGUACAAAGCUCAGGAACAACAAGUAGAGAAAGAAGCAGACAAAGUUGAAUCUCAAGGUAGAGGUAGAAAAAGAUGCCUCAAUGCAGGGGACAACCAUGAAAAGGUAGGGAAAAAAAAUAAAUGGAAAGAAGAUAAAAAGCAAGAAACUCAUCAAGUGACAAAAAAGCACAUACCAGUGGAUAGGAAUCCGGAGAGGUCAGUAUUUGUGAGUAACAUACAUGUAACGGUAGACGAGUCUAGUCUGAAAUCCCUGUUUCCAAAUGCUGUAAAUAUCGAGAUUGUCCGUGACAAACAUGGAAAAUCCAAAUGUUUUGCUUAUGUUGAAUUUAAUACACAGGAAGAGGUUAUGGUUGCUCUUGCUAGAGACCGUGAGCCACUAAACGGACGACCUGUUUUUAUAUCGGAAAUAAAGAGCGACAAAACUAGUAGAAAACCUAUUUUUAAAUAUGCGCGAACCGCCGAAAAUAAUAAACUGUUCGUCAAGGGACUUCCCUCUGAUAUAUCCUUAGAAAAAGUCAGAGAACUAUUUAAAAAACAUGGAGCUAAAGAAACGAGAAUGGCAUAUCGGAAAAGCGGACAGCCAAAGGGCAUUGCUUAUGUAGAAUUUGAAAACGCAGAACAAGCCGAGAAUGCUUUAAAAGAAACCAAUCAAAAAAAUGUAAAUGGUCACAUUAUUACAGUAGCUAUUAGCGCUCCGCCUCUUAAAGCAAGUUCGUCCAAAGAAAAAACUGCGACGAUUAGACAUGCCCGAAGUCGUUUAGAAGUAAACCUAAUUCCGAGAGCUUUGCAGUUAAAGCGCGCACAAACAAAUGACGAGACAAACAAAAGUAAUGAAUGCUCGUUACCCUUACCAAAGAGCAACUGCGACUUCAGAGAUAUGUUGUUAAAGAAACAAAGUUCAAAAUAAAGAUUGUAUACUUAUUGUUCAAACUUUAAAAGUUUAAAAAUGUAAAAAACUCUAUUGUCUAUUAAAAAUACCUCAUUUAUUGUUAUGGUUAGCAUAUAAUUAUUAGAUAAUAUAGGUAAAAAUUGAUGCGCGGCAGGCGGCAUUGAUGUUUACUCAUUUUCUCAGAAUAUUUAACGAGAUCUACGCAUAUUUUGAAAAAAACGCCACACCUAAACUUGCUGAUGAUCUGUCAGCGGUCCUUGCUUAUUGAAUGCCGGAAGGUCAUUGGUUAAAAUCAAGAUUUUAAAUCUCACGUACGCUUAUGUUGAAUGGACAAUCUCAUUAUUUUUUGAUAUUUUCUUCAUAAGUUCUUGUAUUAUAGGCAUAAGCAGAGGUUCUAUAUGCAUCUCUAGCAGCUAUAUGAUGCUUAGUGACAAUAGACCAAUGCUAUACAAUUUUUGUU
Molecule: messenger RNA, 2975 nt
Organism: Cylas formicarius (sweet potato weevil)
Lineage: Eukaryota; Metazoa; Arthropoda; Insecta; Coleoptera; Brentidae
Gene: Rnp4F
Product: squamous cell carcinoma antigen recognized by T-cells 3
Exons: 6
Coding region: 110-2533 (807 amino acids)
Biological process (GO): RNA processing
Molecular function (GO): protein binding; RNA binding
Source: RefSeq, a predicted model, not a curated record